Messenger RNA from Malania oleifera, 3541 nucleotides. Its product is annotated as glutamate receptor 3.4-like. The record is from RefSeq and is a predicted model, not a curated record. The transcript is spliced from 7 exons. Gene Ontology annotation, molecular function: glutamate-gated receptor activity. The coding region runs from base 362 to 3187 and encodes 941 amino acids. Gene Ontology annotation, cellular component: plasma membrane. Lineage: Eukaryota; Viridiplantae; Streptophyta; Magnoliopsida; Santalales; Ximeniaceae.
GAAACCGUGGUUACUUCUUUUUCGUAUGAAGUAUGAACAGACUUGCAGAAGAGAGAGAGUCUGAGAGAGAGAGAGAGAGACAGAGAGUGAUAUUCUUUUCUUGAGCGUGAGGACUGUUUGUCGCCGAGGCUGUCACUUUUUUUUUUUCUCUCUGGGUAUAUUUGAAGGUGAAACGCAACUAUGUUUUGUCUCCUUGAGCGUAGGAACUGGAAUGAACUGUUAAAAGCUUUAUAUAUGGUUGUGGGGUUCAAGCAACCUCUCUUUGCCGUCGUCCAGACAGCUCCUUCUGGCCCAGGCGCUUAUUGUGCAUUUGUAUUAAUGAGCUGAAGAAUAAGCCAAUUAAGUGCGGCCAUUCUUAGAGAUGGAGAUACUCCUUCUCCAGAUUAGAAGGUCAGGAAGAGUGGUUAUGUUGAGAGCACUGCCCGUGAUCAUUCUUUGUAUGUUGGCCCCAAAGGAAGUCAAGGGUAGGGCUGGAUUCGCUGAAAAUGCCAGUGCUUCUUCGUCAAGCUCAAGGCCUAGUGUUGUUAAUGUUGGAGUGCUGUUUACUUUUAAUUCGGUCAUCGGGAGAGCAGCAAGGCCGGGGAUCCAAGCUGCCAUAGAUGAUGUUAAUUCCAAUUCAAGCAUACUGGCUGGGACAAAGUUGAAUGUUAUUUUUCACGAUACAAAUUGCAGUGGAUUUCUAGGAACUGUUGAAGCUUUGCAGCUUAUGGAGAACGAUGUUGUUGCUGUAAUUGGUCCACAGUCAUCUGGAAUAGCUCAUGUUAUAUCUAAUAUAGUUAAUGAACUUCAUGUGCCACUUCUAUCAUUUGGGGCAACAGACCCCACUCUUUCUGCACUACAGUAUCCAUACUUCCUGCGUACUACACAAAAUGACUACUUCCAGAUGUAUGCAAUUGCUGAUUUGGUUGUGUUUUAUGGAUGGAGGGAGGUGGUUGCCAUCUUUGUAGAUGAUGAUUAUGGAAGAAGUGGGAUUUCUGUAUUGGGCGAUGCCCUUGCAAAGAAGCGUGCCAAGGUUUCUUAUAAGGCUGCCUUCAGUCCUGGAUCCUCCAGAAGUGAAAUCAAUGACUUAUUAGUUGGAGUAAACCUGAUGGAAUCUCGAGUGUAUGUUGUACACGUAAAUCCUGACUCUGGUCUAACAAUUUUUUCAGUUGCUAAGCAGCUCGGGAUGACGACAAGCGGUUAUGUUUGGAUUGCUACAGAUUGGCUUCCAUCUAUAUUAGAUGCAUCAGAUCCGGUUAGCCCUGAAACAAUGGAUCUCGUGCAAGGGGUUCUUGCACUACGCCAUCACACCCCAGAUUCUGAUAUCAAGAAGAAUUUCCUGUCAAGGUGGAGCAAUUUAAAAUAUAGAGGGAACUCAGGCUUGAAUUCUUAUGCAUUUUAUGCAUAUGAUUCUGUCUUGUUAGUUGCUCAUGCACUUGACAUCUUUUUCAAUGAAGGUGGAAAUAUUUCGUUCUCUAAUGAUCCCAGGCUGCAGAACAGAAAUGGAAGUGCACUACACUUAGCAGCACUCCGCAUCUUUAAUGGAGGACAGCAGUUGCGUGCAAAAUUAAUUGAAAUGAACUUGACAGGUCUGACUGGUCAGAUUCAAUUCGAUUCGGAAAAGAAUCGAAUUCAUCCUGCAUAUGAUAUUCUUAACAUUGGUGGCACUGCAUCCCGCAGGAUUGGUUUUUGGUCAAAUUAUUCGGGCCUAUCAGUUGUUGCUCCAGAAAUAUUAUAUAUGAAGCCCCCAAACACUUCUUCCAGUAAUCAACAACUCUACAGUGUCAUAUGGCCUGGUGAAACGACAAUAAAGCCCCGUGGAUGGGUGUUUCCCAACAAUGGGAAGCCACUGAGAAUUGCUGUGCCAAACCGAGUAAGUUAUCAAGAAUUUGUGGGAAAAGACAAGGGUCCCCUUGGAGUAAGGGGAUACUGUAUUGAUAUCUUUGAGGCUGCAGUAACCUUGUUGCCUUAUGCUGUCCCACGCAACUAUGUUUUAUAUGGAGAUGGUUCAAGAAAUCCUGUCUACAAUAAUCUAGUGUAUGAUGUUUCUCAAAAUAAAUUUGAUGCAGCUGUUGGGGACGUAACCAUUGUCACAAACAGGACCAAGAUAGUGGAUUUUACACAGCCUUAUAUGGAAUCUGGACUUACAGUGGUAGUGCCUGUGAGAGAGAUGAAAUCCAGUGCUUGGGCUUUCCUCAAGCCAUUUACCGUACAAAUGUGGUUUGUGACCGGCGCCUUUUUUAUUUUUGUGGGAGCUGUUGUUUGGAUUCUUGAGCACCGGAUGAACCAUGAAUUUCGUGGCACACCACGGCAACAGCUUAUAACAGUUUUUUGGUUCAGUUUCUCAACAAUGUUUUUUGCUCACAGAGAAAACACUGUGAGCUCCCUUGGACGCUUGGUGCUGAUCUUGUGGCUAUUUGUCGUGCUAAUUAUUAAUUCAAGCUACACAGCUAGUUUGACUUCAAUACUCACAGUGCAGCAGUUAACAACAAGGAUUGAAGGGAUAGAUAGCUUGAUCUCAAGUACUGAUCCAAUUGGGGUUCAAGAUGGGUCAUUUUCAUGGAAUUAUCUGGUCAAUGAGCUCAACAUAGCAGAGUCUAGGCUUGUUAAGUUGAAAAGCCAGGAAGAGUAUGCUACUGCUCUUCAGAAUGGACCAAAAGAUGGCGGCGUUGCUGCCAUUGUUGAUGAGCUCCCCUAUAUUGAGCUCUUCCUGUCCAGCACCAAGUGUGCAUUCAGGACCGUGGGACAGGAGUUCACAAAGAGUGGAUGGGGAUUUGCAUUCCAGAGGGACUCCCCUCUUGCGGUCGACUUGUCAACAGCUAUACUUCAACUCUCUGAAAAUGGUGAUCUACAAAGAAUCCAUGACAAAUGGUUGUCGAGCAGCUCAUGCUCUGCACAAGCCAACAAUGAUGAAGACAGUCGAUUGUCUCUCUCAAGCUUUUGGGGCUUAUUCCUCAUAUGUGGCAUUGCAUGCAUCCUCUCUCUUACUGUGUUUUUCUGUAGAAUUUUCUGUCAGUACCGUAAAUAUAGCCCAGAUGAUGAGGAGGAGACUGAGGUCGAUCCUUCCAGGCCUACACCCCCUUCCCGCUGCACCAGCUUGAGGGACGUGAUCGACUUCAUUGAUAAGAAGGAAGAAGAGAUCAAACAGAUGUUCAAGCGGAAUCCUAGGGAAACAAAACAAGAAGCUAGUCAGAGCGCAGAUGGGUAGUCCUAUUCACCUGCUUAAGAAUGUCCCCUCCUGAUUUGGCUGCUGUGCUCUCUACUGAUUUUCCAAGUGUUCAAACACCCAAUACACAUCUAUGAUCUAUCAGAAAUUAGGUUCCUUUCCUCAUAUCAGAAAUUGGGCAGGUAGAAAGAAAAUGGUUAUGAGAAGCUUUUGGAAGAAUUUGAGAAAGUAUCGGCUAUAUUUGUUCUGUUGUAUGUUACCGUGAUGUCUGUACUUCUAUUUUUUCUUUUGGAGGAUGGAACUUUUAAUAUGGAGAGAGUUCUUUACAUCUGCACCUUCUUGUUCUUGAUGGAGCUGAAGGGUAUAUUGAAACGGAAGAUUUCUUUCGGCUGCAAA